Arabis nemorensis is the source of this 1005-nucleotide messenger RNA. The record is from the annotation of a GenBank genome assembly. NCBI's taxonomy places the organism in Eukaryota, Viridiplantae, Streptophyta, Magnoliopsida, Brassicales, Brassicaceae.
AUGGAUCCAAAUCACAAUCUCUUCUUUGUCGCCUUUCUUGUUCUUUGCUUAGCUGCAAAUGGAGUUUCUGGAUAUGCUACAGUGAGUGGAACUGUGUUUUGUGACCAAUGCAAAGAUGGAGAGAGAUCUUUGUUUGAUUUUCCUGUCUCUGGAGUCAAGAUUAGUGUCACAUGUCCUGAUGGAAAUGGACAGGUGUAUAUAGCAAGAGAAGAGAUUACUAAUUGGCUUGGAGGAUAUGUAAUGAGGUUUGAUGGUACACCGGAUCUGAGCAACUGUUAUGCUCAGGUUUCAGACAAUGGAGCUCAACAAGACUCAACUAGUUGCAGCAUUGCUUCUGGUCCUCCACAGAAACUUAAACUAUUGUUCGGUUUUUGGGGGAUUGAAUCUUUCGUUGUGGAUCCACUUCUCGCUCAGCCGCUUCAGCCCCUGUCUUCUUGUCCUAAACCACCACCAAAUCCGGUUAUGCCUCCUCCUCCAGUCACACUGCCUCCUCAGUUUAAGUUUCCACCUUUGCCUCCAACCCCUCAGGCUCCGGUGAUACUUCCUCCUCCGGUCCCUGUCAACAUUCCUCCUCCAACUACAUCGCCUCCUCAGUUUAAGCUUCCACCUUUGCCUCCAUUUCCUCCAAUACCAUUUGCUGAGACUUCAGCUUGUUCUCACCAGUUGUGGAUAAGACCCGAGUACAGAUGCUACUGGAGGGUGAUAGGUCCCGACACGAAGGUCGCGGUUGCAUUCGGGCUAAUAGCAGGGAGGAUAUACGGGACUGAUAUGACUGUACGGGAAGCGCUAGAUGGUCGAGGAGAAGCCCACAAGACUCUCCUAAGAGAAGCAACAACUGCAUUACUCAAUUCAUACAACUCUCUUGGCUUUCCUUAUUCUUCCAUCGCUGUGAUCACACAGACCAAUAUGGCUCUCCUCGGGAAUUCGCAGCACGAUAUUCUCAUGACCGCUAUCCGUUUCAUCAAGGCGAAUUCCGGGACUUGCAAAUUCACAAUUUGCAAGUGA